Penicillium canariense is the source of this 1128-nucleotide messenger RNA. RefSeq lists its product as uncharacterized. Gene Ontology annotation, molecular function: DNA-binding transcription activator activity, RNA polymerase II-specific. Gene Ontology annotation, biological process: regulation of transcription by RNA polymerase II. Lineage: Eukaryota; Fungi; Ascomycota; Eurotiomycetes; Eurotiales; Aspergillaceae. The record is from RefSeq and is a predicted model, not a curated record. The coding region runs from base 1 to 1128 and encodes 375 amino acids. The transcript has a single exon.
AUGGAGAAUCAUUGGUCAACGAAGCACGGUUGCAAAGGUGAACCGAGUCGCGACUGGAGUGCCGCUCUCCUGCAGACUUUCUUUCGCGGUAACAUGCUGCGAUACUUUACUGGGAUUGCGCAGAACAAGGACCUAUCACACCCGUCCGAUCCUAUUCUUGCAGAAUCGCCUCACAUACAGGAUAUAGGAGAAAAAUACAACCUAGAUGGGCUCGACUUGCGGAUUUUGAAACACUAUUUCUCUUCAUCCUACAAGACUUUCGUGACAAGCGACCACACAGAGCAAAUCUGGCUCAGCGUUGUGCCUGACCUUGCAUAUAAUCAGCAAUUUUUAUUAAGCGGCAUCCUGGCUUGUACCGCUCUACAUAUGGCUCAUCUUGACCCUACACAACAUCAGCAUCUUACCAUUCGCGCCUGUUCUCACCAAGAUUCAGCACUUCCCCUGUUUCGCUACGCAAUAGACCAUCCAACAGAGGAAAACUGUGAUGCUAUUAUGGCUUUUUCAUAUCUAUUGAUUGUGUACUCCUUCGCAACCGAUAUCGAAAACACAAACAACUCAUUCUACAUAAUCGAAAACGCGGGCUCGAUAUCUACCGGACCAAAAGUCGUCCUUCCUCAGUGGCUUCACUUCAUUCGUGCCGGGUGCUCCAUGCUUUGCAAUGUGUGGGAUCGAAUUGAAACGGGUCCUGUUAGUGCCUUGGCAGCAGCCUGGGAAACAGAGGAAGAUAUAAGCGACAGUGACUUGCCGCACCUGGAUUAUUUCCUUUCAAUCGUUCCCAAGGAUGGAUCGUGGUCUGAAGAGAGUAUCGCGAUAUACCAGGAAGCAGCGACUGCGUUAGCCGAGUCUUUCGCUUACCUGGAACGUGCGAAGAUGAAAUCUGAGAUUAAUACGUGGAGUAUCCUGGGGGGAUGGCCGGUGCGCGUCAAGACUGAAUAUGUCACCCUGCUCUCUGAGCGACAUCCAGGAGCCUUGAUUCUCCUUGCCUAUUACUGCGUGUUAUCAAAGGAGAUGGAGAAAUUCUGGUAUUUUGAAGGAAGAUCGGCCAGGUUGAUAUCGUGCGUUUCGAAGGUGUUGGAUAAGACGUGGCAUCGUUGCAUCCAAGAGGCUGUAAAUAUAGUAUGUGAUUAG